Molecule: messenger RNA, 3397 nt
Organism: Sorex araneus (European shrew)
Lineage: Eukaryota; Metazoa; Chordata; Mammalia; Eulipotyphla; Soricidae
Gene: STAC3
Product: SH3 and cysteine rich domain 3
Exons: 11
Coding region: 1974-3059 (361 amino acids)
Biological process (GO): positive regulation of protein localization to plasma membrane; skeletal muscle contraction; positive regulation of voltage-gated calcium channel activity
Cellular component (GO): extrinsic component of cytoplasmic side of plasma membrane
Molecular function (GO): protein binding
Source: RefSeq, a predicted model, not a curated record
GGAUAGUGGUACUGGGACAAAGGACUUUUAGUCCCCAGCACCACAUGGUCCCCUGAGCACUUCCAGGUGCUGCCCACUCCCUUUGCUACGGCGUGUCAGUCUUGCCCAUUCUACAUCCUGGAGUUUGCAGUUCUCCUGGGACAGGGGCCAUUUCACUAUUCACAUUAUUCACAUUUCCCCUGUGCGGCAGCUGUUCCCUUCCGUCCAGUGUUAACAAGGCCAUCUUCACCUGAUCUUCCCAAAACCUCCCUGUUGGAAGUCCUAGACUGUCUGUUUUCAGUAGCUUUCCCGAUUCCCUUCCCUCCUGAGUCCAGAGAAAUGAAGGAGCGGUGUCUGGGGAGUGACUGGGGCAACCGAGCAGCCCUUUCUGUCCUCACGCCUGCGUCCCCUGAGACGGCAGCAGGGUCGCCCUUGAGCCACCCACGGGACAGAGGGCGCCGGGAGGCAUCAGGGGUGGAGGCCGGUGCUGGUCUGGCACACGGAUGACCCAGGUUGGACCCUCAGCACUGCAGGCAGACCCCCGGCACCAGCAGGAUUGGUCCCUGAGUACAGAGCUAGGAGCAAGCCCUGAGCACUGCCAGGUGUGGUCUGAAAGCCAAAAAAAAAAAAAAAAAUUUCUAAAUGCUCAACCCGGGGCCAAUCGGGGGCUCCUGGCGGGAGGGCUGGAUUCCGUCCCUGGCACUGCAGUCUCGUCUGGCUGACUGAGCUGUGAGAACUCUUUUUUUUUUUUUCUUUCUUCACUAGUUCCCAGUCCUUUCCGUUCCUAAGGGCUGGAGACUCGAUCUCCGAGUGAAGGCUUCGAAGGCCGUGGCUACAAGAAGUGGGUUCCAGAGGAAGGCCAGGGAGGGGAGAGGGAACAGGCCAAGGUCAUUUCUAAUUCUUUUCUAUCUCCAGCCAGCGUGUCACCCAGGUGAAUGAGCUGCCGGAGACCGAGUCGGACAGCAUGCCCCGAGCUCGGCUGGCCUGACCCGCAGCCCGGAGGGGGCAGCGCAGGCGGCCACGGCUCUCGCGGUGGGGUGGAGUUAGGGUCCAGCCUCGCCAGCCCUCCCGUGUCCGAUUUCUCUGUGUCAGCUGUGUCCCAGCUGUCCACUUCCCUCCAGCCCUGUCACAGCAGCUCUGACACCCGGGCGAGAGGCUGGGAGGGCUACACAGACAGGCUCGGUAGUCGGUGUGAGUCCAGAGGGCCGGCGGGUCAGGGGGGGAGUCUUGGCUCCCAAGAAAGGGUACCGGGUCUUCAGCACGCCUCAAGACCCGGGGGCUUCCUCUGCCUCGCGCCACAGACUGCGAGCUGGCUUAGGGGACCCCAGACGUAAGUGUCCCCGUUGUCCUCUCCCCGUUCCCAGGGCUCCUCUCCCCCAGCUUCUCCCAAUCCCGGUCUACUCAGCUUUUCUCAUUUCCCCCCCUCGUCUGGGACUAGUGUGGGGUUUAGGAGGAAAACUGUUCUUCCCUGGGGUAAGAGCUCAGAUUGGAGGGUAGGCGGGGUGGGGUCGAGGGAACGCAGGAGUAAGGAAAGGCAAGGCUCAGAUGACUCUGAAAACUUAAAAAUAGCUGAGGCCUGAGAGUCAUGGAACUAGGUCCCGGGCCCCUGGGCUCAGAGAGUGGCGGGGCACUCGGGGGGCUGCGCCUUUUCUCCGCACAUGCCCCUAAGCAAUGCCUCUGUCCUCUGGCCCUCUCGAAACAGCCCCUCUGGAGUCUCUAUAAAACCCCCCAAAGCCUGGAGUUGGAGAAUCAAACCUGGGGGCUACUUCUUAGGGCGGGAGGAUCAGAGUGGGCUUGGGACACUGGUUGGGUCUUUUCAUUAGCCUCGUGGCUUUUCUCUGGACCCCUGAGGACUCUUCCUUUUCACACGACCGUUAAGCUCAGUUUCUCCCAAAGCCCCCCCUUCCAGGACCACCCUGUCUCAGGCCAGGCGUGAGGAGGGCAGAAUGGCACUCAGGGGUUAGAUGUCAUAGUGGGGUCCGCCCUCUUGCAGGAUGACAGAAAAGGAGGGGCUGGAGUCCCCUAAGCCCUCCUUCCCAGCAGAGACGCCGCAAAGCGGGCUGCAGCGGCUGAAGCACUUAUUCAGGAAAGAGGCUCAAGGGACAAAAGAGAUGGAGAUCCCCGAGGAGCCCCAGGCCAACGGGGAGGCAGUGGGAGCCGGGGGUGGGCCCAUCUACUACAUCUAUGAGGAGGAGGAAGAGGAAGAGGAGGAAGAGGAGGAACCACCCCCAGAACCUCCUAAGCUCGUCAAUGAUAAGCCCCACAAGUUCAAAGACCAUUUCUUCAAGAAGCCCAAGUUCUGCGAUGUCUGUGCCCGGAUGAUUGUCCUCAACAACAAAUUUGGCCUUCGCUGCAAGAACUGCAAAACUAACAUCCACGAGCACUGUCAGUCCUACGUGGAGAUGCAGAGAUGCUUCGGCAAGAUCCCCCCUGGUUUCCGCCGGGCCUACAGCUCCCCUCUCUACAGCAACCAGCAGUACGCUUGUGUCUCUGCUGCCAGCCACAACGACCCCGUGUUUGAGACCCUGCGCACGGGGGUGAUCAUGGCAAACAAGGAGCGGAAGAAGGGACAGGCAGAUAAGAAAAGUCCUCUCGCAGCCAUGAUGGAAGAGGAGCCAGAACCUGCCAGGCCGGAGGACAGCAAACCCCAGGAUGGGAACCCGGAAGGGGCUAAGAAGGCCGAAAAGAAGACCGCUGAUGACAAACACAAGCAGCCCGGCUUCCAGCAGUCUCAUUACUUUGUGGCUCUCUAUCGCUUCAAAGCCCUGGAGAAAGAUGAUCUGGACUUCCCGCCUGGAGAGAAGAUAACAGUGGUUGAUGACUCCAACGAGGAGUGGUGGCGGGGGAAGAUCGGGGAGAAGGUGGGAUUUUUCCCUCCAAACUUCAUCAUUCGCGUCCGGGCUGGAGAGCGUGUUCACCGCGUGACGAGAUCCUUUGUGGGAAACCGAGAAAUAGGGCAGAUCACUCUCAAAAAGGAUCAGAUCGUGGUGCAGAAGGGAGAUGAAGCUGGCGGCUACGUCAAGGUCUACACGGGUCGCAAGGUGGGGCUGUUCCCCACUGACUUCCUGGAAGAGAUUUAGGCAAGCAAGACACCUGCUGGCCAGAUUCACCCUUGCCCCGUCCUGGGCAGGCCCAGUGGGGGAGGCUGGGGAGGAAAGAGGCAGAAACUCGGACACUGCUGGGGAGAAAGGGAUGGAACGGAGCUCCCGAAGUCACGUGGCUUCUGGGAAGGGACAUGUGUGCACCUCCUUUUCCCAACUCCCUACCCCAAGACUGCCUUUCUUCUCAACCUCUCAGGCCCAGCCUCUGGGAGCUAGAGAAUGAGCUGGUGUCCAUUGAACGUGUGCACGCGCGCACACACGCAGACACACACACACACACACACACACACACACCAACAACCAGGAACGGGGUGGAA